Messenger RNA from Xenopus tropicalis (tropical clawed frog), 1998 nucleotides. RefSeq names its product RAB interacting factor (gene rabif). Gene Ontology annotation, biological process: small GTPase-mediated signal transduction. The transcript is spliced from 2 exons. The coding region runs from base 90 to 446 and encodes 118 amino acids. NCBI's taxonomy places the organism in Eukaryota, Metazoa, Chordata, Amphibia, Anura, Pipidae. The record is from RefSeq and is a predicted model, not a curated record. Gene Ontology annotation, molecular function: guanyl-nucleotide exchange factor activity; zinc ion binding.
CCAAUGGACUUUGCAAUCACGUGGUGUGCAUACGUCACGGAUGACAUCAGUAGGUCGGGCCGCGGAGUAGGAAUCUGUCGGUGUUAGUGAUGGAGCAGGAUUUGGUCUCCGUAGAUGGCAAGAACUCCCGGGCUGUUCUCUGCCAACGUUGUGGCUGUAGGGUACUGUCAGCUGGGGUGGCCACCCUGGCAAAACGAGAGUUGCUUCUCCCUUCAAUGAGAAAGAAGUCCUCUUUGUCUGAAAGCUCCUCUCCAGACUGUGAACUCCUUGCUGAACAUUGGCUGGUACAUGAUAUGUUCACCUUUGAAAAUGUUGGAUUCACCAAGGAUGUAGGAAGUAUAAAGUACCUAGUGUGCGCUGACUGUGAAGUGGGUCCUAUAGGAUGGCACAGCUUGGAGGAAAAAAGUAACUUUUAUGUGGCAUUGGAAAGAGUUCGUCAUGAGUGAGACAUUUGUCCAUGGAAACCUGACUUUUCUUAUGCAAAGACAUGGCUGAUCACCUGUCAGAUCCCUUGUUUACCAUUUUCAAAUAUUUUGUUUCUUUCAUAGUAUAAUGUUUUUGUUAUGACUUCAAUAUAACUUCUAGAUCCAUACAAAAUGUAUUAUUACAUGAAAAUCAAAAUCUGCAGAAAAAAUAGUUUUAUUGUAAAGUUCUGUGUCUAGGAAAGGGUUCUGUUAAUCUAAUAUUGAAUGGGAACUGUAUUCCACAGAUUUACUACAUUUUCUUGCAGUUACACUGUAAUGGGCAGCCUCUGUAAUGGUUUUAUUCCAUGUUUCUGCCCCUUUAGUAGUUAGUUCAUGUUAUAGUUUCUGUGCCUAUUGAUAAGUAAUUGCUUGUAAAAUACUUGCCAACAUGCUUGUAUUAUAACCUAGUAAGUUAGGUUGAAAAAAGACAUUUGUCCAUCGAGUUCAACCAUAAUGCCUAUAUAUAACCUGCCUAACUACUAGUUGAUCCAGAGGAAGGCAAAAAACCCCAUCUGAAGCCUCUCUAAUUUGCCACAGAGGGGAAAAAAAUCCUUCCUGACUCCAAGAUGGCAAUCGGACCAGUCCCUGGAUCAACUUUUAGUAAGAGCUAUCUCCCAUAACCCUGUAUUCCCUCACUUGCUAAAAAGCCAUCUAACCCCUUCUUGAAGCUAUCUAAUGUAUCAGCCAGUACGACUGGUUCAGGGAGGGAAUUCCACAACUUCACAGUUCUCUCUGUAAAAAAAUCCUAAAUACAUCCUAAAUCCUUAUACAUAGAAUAAUAACCACCCUGUUACUUAUAUGUCGGGCAUCCCCAAUAUUAAUGCCUACUAGAAUUAAUUAAUUAGGUGACUAUGGAAGCAUUGGGAAGAAUUUCAUUGCCUGUCAGUAGGCUAGAGUAAAGUCACAUUUUAUUUUACAACUUUCCUUCUAAAGCUUGUAGCCUUUUCAAUACUGCUACCCUAAAACACCACUUUCCACAAGAUACAAGAGUAAAGUUUCCUAUCCAUGGUAGGAUCUGCUUAUUAAGUGCUAAGUAUAAGUAACUCUAUAACCCUACAAUACUUUGUAGCUCUUUUCCUUACUUACUAUGUUCUCAUUAACUGAAUGACCAAAAAUUAGAACUGGAAAGCUGAAUAGCGACAUUAUCACAAAGUAGUACAUAUUUUUUAAAAGGGUAUUUUAACCCAUAUAUAUAUGUUCAAGAUGCUAAAUGGAAACUGUUGUUGAAAAAAAUGUUUUCUAAUUUCUUUUUCCCAUGCUACAAGCUGAAAAUUUCUCCUUUAAAGUGGAAUGCAUUCUGUUUAGUGGUAUGAUUUACUUUGCCUUAAUAUAAUGUCAGUUAUUUCUAUGAUGAACUUAGCCAUAUUAUAAAAUAAGUGACUAAUACAAAGGAAACUACAGAAGUAACAGGAUAGUUAAUACUAAGUAAAAGGUAAUGUCCAUUCCAUGGAAGUUAUGUUUAAUAUUGUACAAAUAGUAUAAUUUGACAAAAUAGGUUAUUGUUAGCAAAAAUACACCUGUUUGUUUAUAUUUA